AUGCGCAACUCCGCCGCUGUCGUUCUCCUGCUUCUGGCGGCCCUCGUGGCCGUCGGUUCGUGCGUCCAGUGCUACGAGGACAACCUCUACAAGCCCACCGCGGUCAUGACCUGGGGCUUCGACGGCUUCCAGAGCUCGUCGCCCGGCGCGCGCAACAUCCAGGGCUGGCAGAUCAUCAGCGCCCUCACGGGCCAGACCAUCGACCAGACCCGCCGCGAGGCCCUCGACUUCUACGCCGAGCGCUACGGCUUCAACAACACGGUGCUCUCCUACGACCCGACCACCGGCGUGUCGGUGCUGCCCCAGGGCACCAUGCUGCCCGUGUACCUCACGGCCCAGGGCGACUACGGCCUGUGGGCCGACAGCGACAAGCACGUGGUGGACCAGCGCUGCCCGCACAUCGCCGUGAUCGAGUGGGUGCUGUUCACCAGCGCCUCCACGGCCGGCACGGUCUACAACGGGACCUACGGCGCCUGGUACAAGAUUCGCAACCCGGCCGGUUCGCGCGUGUCCGUGGGCGACGUGGUGUCGAGCGGGCGCUACCUGAUCAACGGAACCAAGAAGCACGACGAGCCGCUCGUGCUGUCGUUCAAGACCCUCUAUCCCGUGCGGCUCGAUGGGGAGCACACCUACCGCGUGGACAACGUGAUCAGCCACCCCGACCUGGGCCUGGGCUCGGGCCAGUCCAACUACCGGUACUACCUGGCCGCGGGUACCACCAGCACCUGGUUCGUUCAGAUCCGCAACACCAUCAAGUGGCCCUACAUCGAGGCCCCGCCCAUCGACCCCACCUCGCCCUAA
Molecule: messenger RNA, 801 nt
Organism: Acanthamoeba castellanii str. Neff
Lineage: Eukaryota; Discosea; Longamoebia; Acanthamoebidae
Exons: 1
Coding region: 1-801 (266 amino acids)
Source: RefSeq, a predicted model, not a curated record